Candidula unifasciata is the source of this 1863-nucleotide messenger RNA. The record is from the annotation of a GenBank genome assembly. NCBI's taxonomy places the organism in Eukaryota, Metazoa, Mollusca, Gastropoda, Stylommatophora, Geomitridae.
AUGGCAGCGGCGCUAAGUCCAACUGAUCCCAGCUCUUACUCGGAGACUGCGAAAUGUCAGGUCACUUCGCUUCACUGGGACGUGGCUAUCGAUUUUUCAACUCAGACUAUCGUUGGUUACGUUGAUCUAUCAGUGGAAAAGAAAGUUGAGAACCUAGAAGAUUUAGUUUUGGAUGUAAGAGAUAUCACUGUGGAGAAAGUCACAUUACCUGGUAGUGGAAAAGACUGCCAGUUUGAAAUUACCAAUCCCCAAAAUGUAACAUUUGGGUCAAAACUGACAAUAAAGCUGGACUCAGUUAUAGAGAAAAGUUUCACUGUCAGCAUUAAAUACAGAACGUCACCCUCAGCUUCAGCUCUGCAGUGGCUGCGUCCAGAACAAACUGCUGGGAAGAGGCAUCCUUACCUCUUUAGUCAGUGUGAGGCAAUUCAUGCAAGAAGUUUAUUUCCAUGCCAAGACACACCAUCUGUGAAGUUCACAUACACAGCCAAGGUUCGUGCACCAAGGGAAAUAACUGUGCUGAUGAGUGCUGUAAGGGGUGGUGCUGAACCUGCAUCUGAUGAUAGUUCUGACCUGGUUACUACAUUUACAAUGUCAGUUCCUGUUCCAAGUUAUCUUGUAGCUAUCGUAGCUGGAGAUUUGGAGUCCAGAAAGAUUGGGCCAAGGUCCAAAGUAUGGUCAGAGAAGGAGUUUGUGGAUGCUGCGGCACUUGAAUUUGCUGAGACAGAGACUAUGCUACAAACAGCUGAACAGCUGAUGGGGCCGUAUGUUUGGGGCAUCUAUGAUCUGCUAGUGCUGCCUCCAAGUUUCCCUCUUGGUGGAAUGGAAAACCCAUGUCUUACAUUUGUUACUCCAACUAUUCUGGCAGGAGACAGAUCUUUGGCUGAUGUUAUAGCUCAUGAGAUAUGCCACAGCUGGACAGGGAACCUGGUCACCAACAAGACAUUUGAACAUUUUUGGCUCAACGAAGGCCACACUGUGUUUUUCGAGAGGAUGAUCUUGCAGCGGAUGCAUGGAGAACUCCACCGACAGUUACAUGCACAUGAAGGGUUCCUUGAUUUACAAACAAUGGUGGACACUCUGACAAAAGCUGGAAAUGCGCCUUACACAAGAUUGGUUCCUGACCUGAAGGGCGUGGAUCCUGAUGAUGCCUUCUCGAUUGUGCCUUAUGAGAAAGGGUUCUCACUCCUCUAUCACCUGCAGACAAUAUUAGGAGGACCAGCUGUCUUUGAAGCAUUCCUGAGAGCUUAUGUUGAAAACUUUAAAUACAAGUCCAUUACUACGGAAGACUGGAAACAGUUUUUGUAUACUUACUUCUCAUCAGAGGAGGAUCACAAGAAGCUGGACACAGUUGACUGGGAGACUUGGUUUCAUGGCCUUGGCAUGCCCCCUUAUCAGCCAAACUAUGACUUGAGACUUGCUGAACCAGGCAGAGUUUUAAGUAAGAGGUGGAUAGAACAACCAGAUGAUGACCUGAAUGUUUUCUCUCCUGGAGACAUCAAUAAUCUCCCAAGUAUUGUCAUCAGAGAAUUCCUUUCACAGCUCAUCUUGGCAGAGCCACCUUUGUCACAGGCGAAGGUGAAACACCUGGAAAAGGUGUACAACUUUAACAAGGUUCGGAACUCUGAGAUACGGUUCAGAUGGCUGAGGUUGUGUCUGCUGGUGAAAUGGGAAGAUGCUAUACCUCAUGUUCUUGAUUUUUUGAAUGAUCAAGGAAGGAUGAAAUUUGUGAGACCCUUGUACAGAGACCUGUAUGCUUGGGAGGAAGCUAGGCCAAAAGGUGUUGCCAAUUUCCUUGAACAUCGCCAAGAAAUGCAUAAUACAACAGCAGGGCUUGUGGCCAAAGAUCUGAAACUGGAAGUCUAG